This is a messenger RNA of Besnoitia besnoiti, 1122 nucleotides long. Its product is annotated as putative septum formation protein maf. The transcript has 3 exons. The record is from RefSeq and is a predicted model, not a curated record. NCBI's taxonomy places the organism in Eukaryota, Apicomplexa, Conoidasida, Eucoccidiorida, Sarcocystidae. The coding region runs from base 1 to 1122 and encodes 373 amino acids. Gene Ontology annotation, molecular function: nucleoside triphosphate diphosphatase activity.
AUGGGGACGCCGCACGCGAGGAACCGCCCGCGGGGCGGGCCUGCAGGCCCCCGCGGCUCGGCGUCCGGCGUCCGCACCCUCCUGCCGCUCCUCCCUCUCUUGUGCCGCUGCAGCGGAGCGCAGGCGUGCGGAGACUCGCCAGGGGAACAGUCGGGAGCGCGCAGAGCGUCAGGACCCUCUGCGUCGUCUGCGGGCUCUGACGCCUCCUCCUCGCCUGCAGCGGCGCGUGUUCCUGUGGCUCCGCCCUCCCCGUCGGCGACCGCCUCUGCUUCGCCCCCCUGCGUGGUUUUAGCCAGCGCGAGCGCGCGGCGCCUGGAGCUCUGUCGCGCUGUGUUGAAUCUCCCCGUGGAGUGUCGCCCGUCUGCCUUCGAGUCGAUUCGCAGUUUCGAGAAGCCGCCGCGCCGCGAGGGCGCAGCGCGCGAAGCAGAGGAAGGCGCCGACUGCGAAGGCGCCGAGGAAGAAGCGACGCGCGAUCCCGUGGAGGUUCGCAGGAGGGAGGAGACAGACUGGCGCGGCACGCGCGCGCUCGCCGCGGGCGACGGAGGCCGCACAGAGGGGCGACGACGUGUCGCUGCCCUCGUCGAGGAAGAUCGGAGACUUAUCCAGUUAGCCCAGGAAGACGAAGCGCGAGAGACUGGCGAGCAGAGGCCGAGUUCCUUCUCUUCGCCCUCGUGGCUGCCGAAGCUGUACGCACUCAAAACAGCCAACGGGAAGGCUCGCAGCGUCGCGGAGGAGCUCUGGGCUGGAGACGAGGGCUGCUGCUGCCGAGCACGCCUUGAGAGCGACGCCUCCUGCGCCUCUGCGGCCUGCCUGCCGCCUCGCUCCAUCGUCAUCGGCGCAGACACGAUAGUCGACUUGGAUGGCGAGGUUCUUGAGAAACCGCGAGACGCAGAGGACGCGCGAAAGAUGCUAAGAAGCUUGAGCGGCCGUACGCACGCAGUUCACACCGCCGUGUGUCUGUAUACCCGCCAGGGCGGCACGCUGCAGCCCGCCGCUGCAUUUGUGGAGUCGACGAACGUGACGAUGAGGACUCUGGGCGAGGCCGAUAUUGAGGCCUAUCUACGCACGAAUGAGCCUUUGGACAAAGCAGGCAAGGAGCUGCGCCCUGUCGCCGUCAAUUAG